GAAAGGACCACAUAACUCCUGGUGCAGCAAAGAGGUUCUCCUUCUGCAAGGCAUUUGCUGGACUCCUGAAAAAUUAUUUUGAAUAACAUGGCAGAGAAGGAUUUCAUCAGUUGGCAUCUACUGGCUUUAUUUUUUCUUCCAUUUUGCCUGUGUCAAGAUGAAUACAUGGAGGUGAGCAGAAGAUCUUAUAAACCAGUGGCCAAAGUAUUGCAAAGUCACCACCAGACUGGCCAUAAAGGUUCCAGAAGCAGGGAAAUAUUGAAACAGCGGAGUCAACUUAUAGAGUGGACUGUUGAUAAUAGCACUUCUACAGACCAAAAAGUCCUGAGACCAGAGGUAGAUGAUGUAGAACUGACUACCUCAGAUAGAGUCCAGCCCCCACAAACCGGACCGCAGAAUCCAGACUGUAGCUCCUGCUGCCGUGGUGACUUCGGAGUUCGACUCUACCAAGGGCCCCCAGGACCUCCCGGGCCCCCUGGGAUGCCAGGAAACCAUGGAAACAAUGGAAAUAAUGGAGCAACUGGCCAGGAAGGAGCCAAAGGUGAGAAAGGAGACAGAGGAGAUAUGGGACCGAGGGGAGAGCGUGGCCAUCAUGGACCCAAAGGCGAGAAGGGUUAUCCUGGGAUUCCCCCAGAGCUACAGGUUGCAUUCAUGGCUUCCAUGGCUACUCACUUCAGCAACCAGAACAGUGGGAUCAUCUUCAGUAGUGUCGAAACCAACGUUGGGAAUUUUUUUGAUGUCAUGACUGGGAGAUUUGGUGCUCCAGUGAAUGGGGUGUAUUUCUUCACCUUCAAUAUGAUGAAGCAUGAAGAUGUGGAGGAAGUGUACGUGUACCUGAUGCAUAAUGGUAAUACAGUUUUCAGCUUAUAUAGCUAUGAAUCAAAAGGGAAAGCGGACACUUCAGGAAACAGCGCAGUGCUGAAACUUGCCAAGGGAGAUGAAGUUUGGCUGCGAAUGGGGAAUGGAGCCCUCCACGGGGACCAUCAACGCUUCUCUACCUUUGCAGGGUUUCUUCUUUUUGAAACCAAGUAA
Fulmarus glacialis (Northern fulmar) is the source of this 1032-nucleotide messenger RNA. RefSeq names its product C1q and tumor necrosis factor related protein 3 (gene C1QTNF3). The coding region runs from base 88 to 1032 and encodes 314 amino acids. The transcript is spliced from 6 exons. Gene Ontology annotation, molecular function: protein binding. Lineage: Eukaryota; Metazoa; Chordata; Aves; Procellariiformes; Procellariidae. The record is from RefSeq and is a predicted model, not a curated record.